AGCAUUCCGGGAGCAGUCGCUGCGGACCAGCUAGCUUAGCAAGCACGAAAAACUUUCCGCUUAAGAAGGCAAACAAAAAAUAAAGAAAAAGCAGAUAGCAAUGUGGAGCGAUGUUAAAAACAAGGUGAUACUGGUGACCGGCGCCGGUGCUGGCAUUGGCAAUGCUCUGGUCAAGCAGUUGGCCAGCGCGGGCGCCACUGUCAUCGCGGUGGCACGCAGCGAGGCGCAGCUAAAGGAUUUGGUUGCUUCUGAUGCGAAACAUAUCAAGCCAUUGCUUCUGGAUUUGUCCAAUUGGGAUAAGGUGCGCGAGGGUCUGGCCGCAGUACCACAGCUCGAUGGGCUGGUGAACAAUGCGGGCGUGGCCAUUAUCAAACCAUUUGAAGAGCUGACCGAACAGGAUUUCGAUACUCACUUUAAUGUGAACAUUAAGGCCGUCUUCAAUGUGACACAGGCGCUGCUGCCCAAGCUGCGCAAUGGCAGCUCCAUUGUAAAUGUGUCUUCCAUAGCCGCAUCCCGCAGCUUUGCUGGCCACACGGCGUACAGUGCAACAAAAGCGGCGGUGGAUUCGCUGACUAAAUCGUUGGCAUUGGAGCUGGGCGUUCGCCAAAUACGCGUCAAUUCUGUAAAUCCGACCGUGGUUCUGACCAAAAUGGGCCGUGACAAUUGGACAGAUCCGGCCAAAAGUGGGCCACUCUUGGCGCACAUACCCUUAAAUCGUUUCUGUGAGGUGCACGAGGUGGUCGAUGCCAUUGGCUAUCUGCUCAGCCAAAAGUCCAGCUUCGUCAAUGGCCAUCACAUCAAUCUCGAGGGCGGCUAUGCCGUCUCCUAAACAUACAUACAUAUGCAUUAUUGAUACCAAUAAUAUGAAGCGCACUCAAUAAAGGCUUAUAGAUGUA
This is a messenger RNA of Drosophila virilis, 896 nucleotides long. RefSeq names its product L-xylulose reductase. Gene Ontology annotation, molecular function: carbonyl reductase (NADPH) activity; L-xylulose reductase (NADPH) activity. The record is from RefSeq and is a predicted model, not a curated record. Gene Ontology annotation, biological process: glucose metabolic process; xylulose metabolic process. NCBI's taxonomy places the organism in Eukaryota, Metazoa, Arthropoda, Insecta, Diptera, Drosophilidae.